AUGGCGAACAGAAAAAUAGCGCCCGAAAUCCAAACUAUGUUUGAUAAAUACACCAAGAAUUUUGUGAGGAGACUAAAACGACACGAUGCUACCAAACUUUUAGAAGACGAAUUCAACCUAACACAAGAAGAAGCCGAUGUUAUGUUCGACGUUUUUGAUAAAGAUAAAAAUAACGAGUUUAGUUUAUGGGAAUUUCAACAGUUUUAUACUUGUAUGGGAAAAGAUGCUAAAGACACAAUCAAUUUAUUCAAUUCAUUAGAGAAAGACCACAGUGGUACUAUAGACAUAGUUAAAUGUUUUGACACCAUGAAAGGGUUAAAGGCCAGAGAUGGACGACAUUUAGAAGAAAAUGAUAUAGAAAUGUUAAUCAAAUCUACCGCAGGACCUGACAAAACCAUUGAUUUACCUAAAUUUAUUAGUCUUAUGACUAGAGUGAAAUUCUUUAAUAAUAAGGCAUAA
Lottia gigantea (owl limpet) is the source of this 459-nucleotide messenger RNA. RefSeq lists its product as hypothetical. The transcript has 3 exons. The record is from RefSeq and is a predicted model, not a curated record. Gene Ontology annotation, molecular function: calcium ion binding. NCBI's taxonomy places the organism in Eukaryota, Metazoa, Mollusca, Gastropoda, Lottiidae. Bases 1 to 459 code for a protein of 152 amino acids.